Messenger RNA from Sander lucioperca (pikeperch), 1377 nucleotides. RefSeq names its product proline-rich protein 2-like. NCBI's taxonomy places the organism in Eukaryota, Metazoa, Chordata, Actinopteri, Perciformes, Percidae. The record is from RefSeq and is a predicted model, not a curated record.
AUGAAUACGCUCUACUGGGCUGAUACGUCUGGCCCUCAGCCUGGCCCCCAGCCUGGCCCCCAGCCUGGCCCCCAGCCUGGCCCUCAGCAUGGCCCCCAGCCUGGCCCCCAGCCUGGCCCCCAGCCUGGCCCUCAGCAUGGCCCCCAGCCUGGCCCCCAGCCUGGCCCCCAGCCUGGCCCCCAGCCUGGCCCUCAGCCUGAGCCUGGCCCCCAGCCUGGCCCUCAGCCUGGCCCUCAGCCUGGCCCCCAGCCUGGCCCCCAGCCUGGCCCUCAGCCUGGCCCCCAGCCUGGCCCCCAGCCUGGCCCCCAGCCUGGCCCCCAGCCUGGCCCUCAGCCUGGCCCCCAGCCUGGCCCCCAGCCUGGCACUCAGCCUGGCCCCCAGCCUGGUCCUCAGCCUGGCCCCCAGAAUGGCCCUCAGCCUGGCCCCCAGCCUGGCCCCCAGCCUGGCCCCCAGAAUGGCCCUCAGCCUGGCCCCCAGCCUGGCCCCCAGCCUGGCCCUCAGCCUGGCCCCCAGCCUGGCCCCCAGCGGCCUCAGCAUGGCCCUCAGCCUGGCCCCCAGCCUGGCCCUCAGCCUGGCCCUCAGCCUGGCCCCCAGCCUGGCCCUCAACAUGGUCCUCAUACUGGCCCUCAGCCUGGCCCCCAGCCUGGCCCUCAGCCUGGCCCCCAGCCUGGCCCCCAGCCUGGCACUCAGCCUGGCCCCUAGCCUGGCCCUCAGCCUGGCCCCCAGCCUGGCCCCCAGCCUGGCACUCAGCCUGGCCCUCAGCAUGGCCCCCAGCCUGGCCCCCAGCCUGGUCCUCAGCCUGGCCCCCAGCCUGGCCCCCAGCCUGGCCCCCAGCCUGGCCCUCAGCCUGCCUGGCCUCAGCAUGGCCCUCAGCCUGGCCCCCAGCCUGGCCCUCAGCCUGGCCCUCAGCCUGGCCCCCAGCCUGGCCCUCAACAUGGUCCUCAUACUGGCCCUCAGCCUGGCCCCCAGCCUGGCCCCCAGCCUGGCCCCCAGCCUGGCCCCCAGCCUGGCCCUCAGCCUGGCCCCCAGCCUGGCCCCCAGCCUGGUCCUCAGCCUGGCCCCCAGAAUGGCCCUCAGCCUGGCCCCCAGCCUGGUCCUCAGCCUGGCCCCCAGAAUGGCCCUCAGCCUGGCCCCCAGCCUGGCCCCCAGCCUGGCCCCCAGCCUGGCCCUCAGCCUGGCCCCCAGGCUACUUCUCAGCCUAUCAGACGCUGGAGCUACUUCUCAGCCUAUCAGACGCUGGAAACACUGUUGGGAUCUAUCUGCAUGGGUUUUCUUCAGCUGCAAUCUCACUCACAAACUGUUACUGAGGGCUCUCAGCUGCCAAUCACAGGAAUUCCCUCAGCAAUUCAGCAGCCAAUCAGAGAGGAACAACGCUGA